GUCCCGUUCUUGCCCUCACCCAAAAUGGCCGCGGGCGCCUCCGUCCAUCCCUGAGGCGGGACCAGCGCUGAGGGCGCGGGACGCGGAGGCGGCCGAGGAUCCCUUCAGAACGGGGCUGGAGGCCGGGCAGUGAGGUUUCAUGAGUCAAACUGGGCUGUUGGGAGUUGCUGUUGAAGAUGUACAUGUUGGUUGAAAAACGCACAAAUUCCCAUCUCCACCUAAAGAGGUCACCUGGCAUCCGCUCCUGGUCUCUCUGUGUUGGAAUAGCCUCCAUAGGUUUGGCUGCUGCUUAUUAUAGUGCAGACAGCUUGGCAUGGAAGCUCUUCUACAUGGCUGGGUGUUUCUUUGUGGCAGCCCAGAAUCUGGAGCAGUGGGAGGAAGCUGUAUUUGAUAAAAACAAGGGAACAAUCUGCCUAAAAACAUUCAACCUCUACAAAAAAAUACUGACCUUGUCAAAAGGAGGCAACGAACAAGUGGUGGCCGUGCUGAGCGAGAUCCGCGAUGUGAACGUGGAGGAGGAGGCUGUGCGCUAUUUCGGGAAGGGUUACCUGGUGGUGCUGCGCUUCGUCACCGGCUUCUCCCACCCGCUCACCCAGAGCGCCGUGCUGGGCUGCAGAAGUGAUGUGGAAGCGGUUGCCAAACUCAUUACGAGUUUUCUGGAACUGGACAGAGUAGAGACCCCACAAGAUUUCUCCCAGAGCAGUGAAACAGAGGCAAGUGAUGCAGAUGAACCACAGGUUAAAUACUGAUGGUCAUUGUGAACUGAAGCAAGCAGAGGCUUUCACACAUCUGGAAAAUAUUUUGAUUGUUCUUCAGAACAAGAAACCCCUCACAACCUUGAUCUGGGCAUUUCUCAAUGUAUGCAUUUACAGCAGGUGGAAUCUGUCUUAGGGCCCAUAGUUUAGUGCUAAACUGCUUCAAGACCCUGCAUGUGGACACUGCUGGCCUUUGAACUUUUGUCACCUCAUCAAACUUGACUAGGAAUAGUUAUUUAUUAAUGAAUUGGUUUGAAAUAAUUGCUUUUCCAUUAAUGAAGAUACAGAUGUGAACUUCUGCUUACUGCAAACAUUUGCUGCAGGUACAGUAUAUGCAAUGUAGAAGAGUUGAAUUUGUAACUCAUAACACAAUGCUUUGAGGUUUCCCCUUUAUUAUAUGCAAUUAGGAGAUGCAGAGUAGUGGCACUUUUAUGUUCUCUGCUACUGACUUGCCACUGGAUAUCUGUGGAAAUUGAAGAGAGUGCCUCUCUUGGAAUUUUAAACAUCAGGUUAAUCAACUUGUAACUUGUAAGUGUCUUAACUUAUCUCAGAUUCACCAAGGAGCCAUAAAUAGGAAAGGAAAAAGGAUCAUGAUGAAACUUCUUUGGGAUGCUCUACCUUAAUCCUGUUCUGCUUAACUUCUGGGCAGGACAGAGCAAUCUUUUUCUAGACCUCAAUGUUUACUAUUUAAACUGUGUAUUUAGAAAGAAGCAGGGACUUGUGUAACUUUAGGUAGGGAAAAGACUGAUGUCAAGCAAGGUGGUAGCUUAGAGUUGUUGAGUAUUUCCUCACUUGAAAUGAUGCCCAAGUGCUAAAUAAUAACUUUUUUUAAGGUAGGUAGCAUAGACUAAAUGUCUGACUUGUACCUGUGUUUUACUCCAAGUGUGUGGUGUCCUCUGUUCUGACCAAUGGUUUCACAAAUAGUUAAAAAUACAUUUUUUUCAAGGUAUUUCUGAAGUAAAAGCUACCUCUGUAAGUCAACAUAUUGUGUCUAGAGCUAGAACUCCAUCAUGCUUACAUUAACAUGUCAGUACAAGAAAAAACUGUAAAAAGCUGCAAGCUCUUUUAGCAUGCUCCAGCUGCUUGUACUGAAGUUCACUAGGUUUUAUUUAGGAAUCUUAUGGUCUUUAGAUCUGAUUUAGAAAAUAUUUACACAGGUAAAUCUAGGAGAUGUGAACAGGUACUAGGUAACUGUGUUCUCUGCUUGCACGGUUGGCCAGCAGCAAAUGUCUCCUGGCAGCAGUUCCUUCAGAACUUAAAAGAGCCUGUGUUCUUGUUUCCAAUCACUCUACCUCUACAGAGAGAAGGCUCUGAAAAGUUUUUGGUGGAAGGCACAUCCUGUUGUGUGUUCAGUUUGGUGUGAAGCUGAGCACCUGCUCAUCAAAGAUUUCCCUUCCAGCUGUUCAGACCCAGGAUGUGAGCAGAGGCUGAGGCUGUCAGGGAAAGGUACUCACACUGCAGCAGGGUUGGUGGCUGUUGGUGUAGCUGCCUGCAGCACAGAACUAGGUCUGUUCCCUUUAAAUAAAAUAAAAAACUUGUUAUCAUGUCAGGUAUCAGUACAGAGCUCUGCCAAUACAUGUUCCUGAAAGUCCUCUGAGUCGUUGGGGUAAUUAUGAGGCUUUUGGUGCCUACCCCACACCACUGGAACUGGGAAGCUGCUGUUAGGGAAGUAUAUGAAUGUGGGAAAAUCAGGUUGCAAUUAGCUAAAUUUGCCUCUAUUCUCCAGCACAGCUGUAGGCUAAGCAUAAUCAUCAAACCUGUUUAAAAAAUAUUGCAGGGUGUAACACUUAAUGUAGAGUUCCUCAUUUAAAUCCACUGUAAUGUAUACCCCAGGUGAUGUUCAUUUUAAAGAGAGGAGAAUGACGUUGGGGAUUUGGAGAACUCUUUUUCCCCCACAGUGUUAAAUGAGAAUGGUGAGUGUUCUAAGGACUUCCAGCAGGAACUACUGUCCUGCUGUGUGUCAUGGUACAGUGUAAGCACAAGGGCUCAGCCUGUGCUAGCUGCUGCUUUGGAUCAAGGAUAUUCAGAGGGCAUUGUGCUGUGCAUUGCACUUAACUCUGAGCCCGUGGAGUGGACCAUGGAUAAACCAGAUAAAACUGCCUGCCUUCAGCCUCAGCUCUGCUGGCUUUCAUUUGUAUUCCCAUGAGAGCUGACAUUCCAUGGAAGAUGUAAAGCACACUGUAGUUCUCUAGUGAAAAAUCAGCUUUUGAGGGGUACAUCUAUUGGUCUGACCCUGCACUGCAUCCUGUGUGUGUCCUGCUUCUGCUGAGCUGCAGUGCAUCCAGCUUGCUGUGCAUUCAUGGUGUAAGUCAUGUCUACACUUACAGACUAUGCAAUAUCUUAGACAAAGACUAAAACAAUGUAAGGAAAAUUAAAAAUCUCUAGAAAGGGAAUGGCCUAUAGUGAGGUACAAUGUAACUCGAAAUACAUCCUGUGGAGUAAGUUGUAUGUUGGGGUGGUGUCAGUGAUCAUCUCUUCAGAGGUGUUUUGCAGUAUCCUCACUCCCUCAUUAUCCUGCUGUGUUAGGCAGCAGAGGGGUGGCUGCUGCCAUGCACUGUGUGUCUAGGAGGAAUUUUGCCUCCUCAGCCUUUCCCUUGGAGCAGCUGGUGCCAUCCUCUCAUGCCAUUUCCAUUUUGCAUUUGGCAGCUGUCACUGUACCAACAAGUCCAGUUCCAGUGGGGAUCUGUGUUCUGCAGUGUGAGCUAGCAGGAUGGGCCCUGAGGAUGUUCUCAGACCUGUGUUCUGCAGGAUGGGCCCUGAGGAUGUUCUCAGACCUGUGUUCUGUAGGAUGGGCCCUGAGGAUGUUCUCAGACCUGUGUUCUGUAGGAUGGGCCCUGAGGAUGUUCUCAGACCUGUGUUCUGCAGGAUGGGCCCUGAGGAUGUUCUCAGACCUGUGUUCUGCAGGAUGGGCCCUGAGGAUGUUCUGGCAGGCUCCUGUGGGGAUCAGGCACUGCUGGCUGAUCCACCCAGGAGCUUCUUGUGGCACUGAUCCAUCUGAGCCUGGCAGGGGACACUGCACCAGUGGUAGUACAGGCUGAUGGGCUUUUCUCUUGUGUUUCUCUUGAUCCACAUGUGGAGCUUCUUGCCCUCUAAUAUCAUUUUUAGCUGGAAGACAUGGCCAGAUGAAUGCAGUAACUGUGCAUGUAGAAUUCACCUGCAAUUGCUGUUCCCAUGGUUUGGUUGUGGCAGUGUCUGUGCACUCCUCAGCAAUGGCAGCACCUUGAGGAACUGAGGAAAGCAGGUGCAGCUCAGGACAGGGUCCACUUUCCCUCUUUGAUGAGUCCUCUCUCAUCCUCCUUUUGUGCCACUUCCCACCAUUCUGCUGAAGGCUUUCCUAGUUUUCCUCACUCCUCUUGGGCCAGCAAAGUCAAAGCCCAGUAAACAGAGCCUUACAUGUGCCUGCUGUGAGGUGAUUUAGACCCAAAGGAAUGACAUGAAAGACUCAUUUUUGUUAGGAAAUUCAGUACUCCUGAGGAGACUCCUACAGAUGUACUCAUUAACUUUUGCAUCUCAGGCUAUCUAGAGAGACUUGUGCCUGGACAGCUGUAGUUUGCAUGACUUAUCAGUGAUUUAAAAAGCUGCACAGCAGAGCUUAGAUCAGCUCUAACACCUAAACCAAGCCCUUUUGUCACCUCCUUCACUGCACCUGUCCCUUAGGUGCUCCAGGGCAGCACAGUGGCAGCUCCUUGCAUGGCUGUGGUGGGAUGGAUUGGGGCUGGGGCUGCUGCACUGCUCUGUGGCACCUUGGUGUAACCUCAUAUUCCAGUACUUCACAGUGAAAUAUCCCAUACCUGGCAUCAGUUGUGUAAGUCUCAAAGAAAAUCCAAAUAUUUAUAGCUGAGAUCUGAUUCUUGAGCUGCAUUUCUGAAGGUACACAGAUAGCAAAACCUCAGCUGGCUCCCAUAAUAAAUAGAGUGCUAGUUCUGACAGUGUCAUAGAUGGCUGGGAGGCAAAAAUACUUCUGGAAAAUGUUUAGAAAUUGCCUUUUUUUUUACUUUAAAAUUGCAAGUAGAAUUUCAGCAAGGCCUUGUUGUGUUGUCUUUUAAAAAAAAUGUUCAUUGAUAAAAUCAACUUUGAUAACUUGUUUUGCAUCGCUGUAGUAUUUUAUAUAUUGUUUUUAAUUAAAGUUAUUAAAAUACGA
Molecule: messenger RNA, 4896 nt
Organism: Camarhynchus parvulus
Lineage: Eukaryota; Metazoa; Chordata; Aves; Passeriformes; Thraupidae
Product: cytochrome b-245 chaperone 1
Exons: 7
Coding region: 177-749 (190 amino acids)
Source: RefSeq, a predicted model, not a curated record